This is a messenger RNA of Ananas comosus (pineapple), 2440 nucleotides long. RefSeq names its product copper methylamine oxidase. Gene Ontology annotation, biological process: amine metabolic process. The record is from RefSeq and is a predicted model, not a curated record. Lineage: Eukaryota; Viridiplantae; Streptophyta; Magnoliopsida; Poales; Bromeliaceae. Gene Ontology annotation, molecular function: copper ion binding; primary methylamine oxidase activity; quinone binding.
GCGGGCGCGGCGGCGGAGGGAUCGCGCCGAAGGCAGUGGGCGAGUGGGCCGUGAACGGGAAGCGAUCGGCGUCGGCGACGGCGACGGCAACGGGAUCGGGAUCGGGAUCGGCGGCGGCGGCGGCCGUGAACUCGCUGAUCCGCGCCCCCGUGGAGGACAUCGAGGAGCCCACGGCCCCCACCACCGCGAAAGCUUCCUCCAAGGGGAUUUCAAUAAUGACAAGGGCUCAGACACGCCACCCUUUAGAGCCGUUAUCUGCAGCUGAAAUCUCUGUGGCAGUAGCAACUGUUAGGGCUGCUGGGGCAACUCCUGAGGUGCGCGACGGUAUGCGCUUUAUUGAAGUUGUCCUGCUGGAACCAGAAAAGAAUGUUGUGGCAUUAGCUGAUGCCUAUUUCUUUCCCCCUUUCCAACCAUCACUGUUACCUAGAACUAAAGGGGGUGCGGUUAUUCCAAGCAAGCUUCCUCCUAGGAGGGCACGGCUUGUUGUCUAUAACAAAAUAUCAAAUGAGACUAGUGUCUGGAUUGUCGAACUGUCGGAAGUGCAUGCAGCAACCCGAGGUGGUCAUCAUAGAGGGAAAGCCAUUUCAUCAGAAAUUGUUCCCGAUGUCCAACCACCAAUGGAUGCCGUAGAAUAUGCAGACUGUGAAGCUGUUGUGAAAAGUUAUCCUCCAUUUAUGGAGGCGAUGAAAAAGAGAGGUAUUGAGGACAUGGAUCUUGUGAUGGUAGAUGCCUGGUGUGUAGGCUACUAUAGUGAUGCGGAUGCUCCAAGUCGCAGACUAGCCAAACCACUGAUCUUUUGUCGAACUGAGAGCGAUUGCCCAAUGGAGAAUGGUUAUGCUCGUCCAGUUGAAGGGAUCUAUAUUCUGGUCGAUAUUCAAAAUAACGUGGUAAUUGAAUUUGAAGAUAGAAAGCUUGUUCCCCUCCCUCCAGCAGAUCCUUUGAGAAACUACACUCCUGGAGAAACACGAGGUGGUGUUGAUAGAAGCGAUGUGAAACCUAUACAUAUUCUUCAGCCUGAAGGUCCAAGUUUUCGCAUUAAUGGUUACUAUGUGGAAUGGCAGAAGUGGAAUUUUCGAAUUGGUUUCACCCCAAGGGAGGGCUUGGUAAUCUACUCUGUGGCAUAUGUUGAUGGUAAUCGUGGACGGAGACCUGUGGCACACAGGUUGAGCUUUGUUGAGAUGGUAGUUCCUUAUGGAGACCCCAAUGAGCCGCAUUAUCGUAAGAAUGCAUUUGAUGCGGGAGAAGAUGGUCUUGGGAAAAAUGCACACUCUCUUAAAAAGGGUUGUGACUGCUUAGGCUACAUAAAGUAUUUUGAUGCUCAUUUUACGAAUUAUACUGGUGGGGUUGAGACAAUUGAGAAUUGCGUAUGCUUGCAUGAAGAGGACCAUGGAAUUUUAUGGAAGCAUCAAGAUUGGAGAACUGGGUUAGCUGAGGUCAGACGAUCAAGAAGGCUUACUGUGUCAUUUAUAUGUACAGUGGCUAACUAUGAGUACGGAUUUUUCUGGCACUUUUAUCAGGAUGGCAAAAUUGAAGCAGAAGUAAAACUAACUGGAAUUCUCAGCUUAGGAGCAUUAUUGCCUGGUGAAUCAAGGAAAUAUGGCACAACUAUUGCACCAGGUCUAUAUGCACCAGUUCAUCAGCAUUUCUUUGUUGCCCGAAUGGAUAUGGCUGUUGAUUGUAAGCCUACGGAAACAUUCAAUCAGGUGGUUGAGGUGAAUGUGAAAGUUGAAGAACCAGGCCAACAUAACAUUCAUAAUAAUGCCUUUUAUGCUGAAGAAAAGCUUCUCAGAUCUGAGCUGGAAGCAAUGCGGGAUUGCAAUCCUUCAUCUGCACGUCAUUGGAUUGUAAGGAACACGAGAACUGUAAAUCGUACUGGUCAGCCUACAGGCUACAAGCUCAUGCCUGGUUCAAACUGCUUGCCAUUAGCUCGUCCAGAGGCAAAAUUCCUUAGAAGAGCAGCAUUUUUGAAGCACAAUCUUUGGGUUACACCAUAUAAGCGUGAUGAGAUGUUCCCAGGGGGAGAGUUUCCCAAUCAAAAUCCGCGUAUAAAUGAGGGAUUGGCUACAUGGGUCAAGAAGAAUAGGUCCCUUGAGGAAACUGAUAUUGUUCUCUGGUACAUUUUUGGUGUUACACAUAUUCCUCGCUUGGAAGACUGGCCUGUGAUGCCCGCAGAACGCAUAGGUUUUAUGCUUAUGCCCCAUGGUUUCUUCAACUGCUCCCCUGCUGUUGAUGUGCCUCCAAACACUAGUGAUGUCGAGAUUAAGGAAAGCGGAUCGACAAAAUUGAUUCAGAACACUCUGCUUGCCAAGCUUUGAUGGUGGAACCAGAAAUUAAAACUCAAGCCAUAUAAUAAAUGAGGGAAAAACUCUUUGCUGUUUCUGUCACCGUUUUAUCUGGAUGUUCAAUAAUAAAUGCGACUGGUUGAUGCUUUAUUUGUCUA